Aspergillus aculeatus ATCC 16872 is the source of this 1047-nucleotide messenger RNA. Its product is annotated as zinc-dependent alcohol dehydrogenase family protein. The record is from RefSeq and is a predicted model, not a curated record. Gene Ontology annotation, molecular function: oxidoreductase activity. The transcript has 3 exons. The coding region runs from base 1 to 1047 and encodes 348 amino acids. Lineage: Eukaryota; Fungi; Ascomycota; Eurotiomycetes; Eurotiales; Aspergillaceae.
AUGCACGCCUCACGGGCCUGGAUCCUUGAAGGCCAGCAAGGUCUCUCAAGUCUCAAACUCAUCGAUGAUAAAUCCGUUCCUUCCUUGGGCGAUCAUGACGUCUUGGUGCGCAUCCAUGCAGCAUCGCUCAAUCACCGAGACUUAGCCAUCGCCAAGGGCGCCCAUUCCCUCGUCAUCAACCCCAAUGUGGUAGCUGCAUCUGACGGUGCCGGCAUCGUCGAAAGUGUCGGGCCUCAGGUGCAGGUCUUCCAACCCGGGGACCGAGUCUGCACAUACAUGGUGCCGCACAAGCCUGAAUCCGAGCCGGUCACCUUCGCGGACAUCGGCAGUGGACUGGGCCAGAGGAUAGACGGGACGCUGCGUCCGUACGCCGUGUUCCAUCAGACGGCGCUGGUGAAGAUGCCGUCCAGUCUUUCGUUUGUGGAAGCAAGUACGUUGACGUGCGCGGCCUUGACGGCCUGGAAUGCGCUGUUCGGGCUGUCGUCGCGCGCACCGAAGAAGGGGGAUGUUGUGUUGGUACAGGGGACAGGUGGGGUAUCGGUUAUUGCUCUGCAGUUCGCAUUAGCAGCAGGUGCCACCGUGAUCGCCACGACCAGCUCCGACACCAAAGCACAGCGCCUCCAAGCUCUCGGCGCGCACCAUGUGCUCAACUACCGGCGCAAUCCCAAGUGGGGAAAGUCUGCGCGACAGUUGACGCCAGACGGGAAGGGUGUGCAUCUCGUGGUCGACGUUGGUGGGUUGUCAACUGUGAGCCAGUCGCUGAAGGCCGUGCGGCCGGAGGGGGUGAUUGCCAUGACGGGUCUGCUGGGAGGUGCCCCAGACUCGAAUGUAAAUACUCUGAUCGACUGUCUUGUGAACUUGUGUACGGUAAGAGGAGUUCUGCUAGGCACGAGAGAGCAGUUUGAAGAGAUGAAUCGGUUCAUCGAGGAACAUCGGAUCCAGCCGGCGAUCGAUGAGAGGGUAUUUGGGUUUGAGGAGGUCGAGGAGGCUUAUCAGUAUAUGGAUGAGCAGAGGCACUUUUCGAAGGUCUGUGUGAGGAUUGAAUGA